This is a messenger RNA of Schistocerca gregaria, 1649 nucleotides long. RefSeq names its product hemicentin-2-like. NCBI's taxonomy places the organism in Eukaryota, Metazoa, Arthropoda, Insecta, Orthoptera, Acrididae. The record is from RefSeq and is a predicted model, not a curated record. Gene Ontology annotation, cellular component: neuron projection membrane. Gene Ontology annotation, biological process: synapse organization. The transcript is spliced from 5 exons. The coding region runs from base 1 to 885 and encodes 294 amino acids.
AUGGAGGAGGAUUUGGAAGGGAGGGAUUUGGGAGGUGGAGGCAUAGACCCCGGAUGGGGUGAGGAGGUGGAGAGGGGACAGGAUAGGGGUGGGCAGAAGGCGGCGCAACAGCAGCAGCAGCAGCUGCAGACGCCUCUUUACCAACACGGGCUGUACACGGGUCCCUACUUCGACACCAGCACGGCCACCAACGUGUCUGCGCAGCUCGGCACGCACGCCUACCUGCCCUGCCGCGUCAAACAGCUGGGGAACAAGUCUGUGUCGUGGGUGCGCCGCCGCGACUCGCACAUCCUGACGGUGGACCGGUACACGUUCAUCGCGGACGAUCGCUUCCAGGCGUUCCUCGUCGACUCGACGUCCACGUGGACGCUGCAGGUGAAGUACGUGCAGCCGCGCGACGCCGGCCACUACGAGUGCCAGGUCAGCGCCGCCGAGCAGAAGCUCAGCAGGACCGUCACGCUCAACGUAGUGGUGCCGCAGGUGGAGAUCGCGGGCGGUCCGGACCUGUACGUGCGCGCCGGCAGCACGGUGUCGCUGCGCUGCGAGGUGCGGCAGGCGCCCGACGCGCCCGCCUACGUGCUGUGGUUCCACGACGGCGAGCGCGUGCUCGACUACGCAGACAUGCGCGUGGAGCGCGCCGCCCCGGACACCACCGUGGCGCAGCUGUCGGUGCGCGACGCCGCCCAGCGCCACUCCGGCAACUACACCUGCAGGCCCAGCAACAUGCAGCCCGCCACCGUCUUCCUGCACGUGCUCGACGGCGAACACCCGGCAGCGAUGCAGGGGGACAAGAAUGGAGCCUUGUGGAACCACACCGCCGCCCUCUGGUCGCCGCUGCUCGCCGCCCUGGCUUUGGCUGCCCUGUGGAUUCCAGCUGCUCUCUAGGGCCCAGAACUUCUGCAGACAAAGACUCCAAACAGAGUGUGCCGCCAGCGACUCAUGCGACCGAGAGAAACCGUUUCUCUUGUUUCCAAUAUUCCCACAUUUAACCGUGUGUAACUCAUGCAUACUACAUUACAGAACAAUAAGUGUGCUUGUCACACAGAGACAUUAAGAUUCUACCAGUUGUAUCUGGGAGCAUCUGGAUAAAGACGUGACUGCUUGGCUUCACAAACAUGAAAAGAGUAAACAAGGUGAUUAAUAAUACUCAAGGGUAACUAACAGUUCGAAUAUUUCAGGUUGUCAACAUGUUGUCAGAAAAGCUACGGGUAAACCGAUCACAAAUCAUAUUUCGCCAACGUGGUUUCUAGAGGUUUGCGAAUUUAAUGCAGAUGAGUACUAGUUAGGGCAGGGGACACACUUUGGCACAAUAAGCCAUAUACUUAUACAGGAUACCAAAUUUACGUGUCUAAAGGGAAAUGUUGCCAUAUUUUGCAACAUUUUAAGCGUUCGUAAAAUAUUAAGUUUGUAAUAUUUCACAGAGUGUGCAUUAUCUACGUAAAUAAGUUGCGUUCGUGGAUAGGAAAAUACGUUUGGCAAGUGGAAUUGCAUUAGAGAGCAAUCAAAGACAAAUAACAACGCGCAGCACACGAAAAAUAUGACAAAUAGUGGAACGAACUUCGAAAUUAUGCAACAAUUCAUUUCGUACAACCUGCGCUGAGAAACACGCUUCAUUUACUCCGUCCUGAAACGCCUGUGCAAUCUACACA